Molecule: messenger RNA, 2583 nt
Organism: Paramecium primaurelia
Lineage: Eukaryota; Ciliophora; Oligohymenophorea; Peniculida; Parameciidae
Source: the annotation of a GenBank genome assembly
AUGCAAUAAAAUGAUUAAAAUAAAAAUACAGGUUGUUUAUGUUUUGGGAAGAAACAAAAAGGUGAAUUCCCUAAAACUUUCAAAAAAUCUGAAAAAAUCCUUAAAAAAUAUAAAGAUAAUAGUUUAGAUGUAUUAGUUUAACAUUUUCUUAGAUUUCAGAUGAUGCUAUUUUAGAAGUGAUGAUUAGAUUAUAUAUAUCAGAGAAUAAAAACAAAGCUAUUGAUAUGCUUUAAAGAUGCCGUAUUAAUCCAAAUUAUCAAACAAAUUAAAUUAGAAACGAUUUGGAAUAUUUUAUCCCUUAGUUAAUUAACUUCUUAGUGUUUCACUAACAACUUCAAGAUGAAAGAUUAAUCUAAUUCAUUAAUAAUGCAUCAUAAAUAGACUUUUUUUUUGCUCAUCUUGUCUACUUCUAAUUAAAGAGUUUAUCUUAAAUUGUUGCUCAUAAUAACAGAAUUGAACUUAAAAUAGUACAAAAGUUUGUAAAAGAAUUUGAAUAAAAAAUGACAUUGAAUUAUUAAGGCAAUUUAUUAAUAGCAACUUAAUUUUUAAAGAUUCAUCUUGAUGAUUCUAUAACAAGUUCUACAUUAAGAAAAUCAAUAACAAGUUUAUCAAGUAAAAAAAUUAAACAGGAAGUUUAUCAAGGGUCUUUAAGAAUCAAAUCUAUUAAAUAAAAUGAAGUAGUAAGACUCUAUGGAACCAAUUAAUGGGAAUAAGAGAUGUCAAAUAAAAGUCCCUCAUAAUAUUUAAUAAGAAACCAUGAUGAUAUUGAAUUAGAAGAUUACAUAUCUAUAUUUGAAAAUAAUGAAGAUAUUAUUAAACCUAUUGAUACUGCUUUUUAAUCUAAUAUUAACUUUUGGUAUGAUAUUACAAAAAUUUGUGAUGAAUUAUCAAAAUCCAAUUCUAAAACUGAAUAUUUACAUAGUUUACUAAAUAAAAUGAAUAUUAAUUUACCAGCUGCUGUCUAUGUACCUUUUGUUAAGAAUUCAAUUAGAAACUAUGCUGUCCUAAAUAUAGUAUCUAGAGAAAGUAGAGUAUUCUCUACCAAAAUGAGAAGUCCUUAUAGUUUAACACUUGAAAUCUAUAGACCUGAAAUAGAGGAAGAUUAUAAUGAAUAGUAAUUAAUUGAUAAAUAAAUGUCUUUAGCUAUAAAAACUAGUGUAUUUUUAAUUAUUUUAUAUAUUUAUAUAGAUGAUAAAAACCUAAAGUUAAGACAUUAUCUAAGAAUAAUUAAAUGCUUAAAUGAAUAGUACCUAUUCUCUUGCAGAAGCAUAAAAAAUAUUUAAUAAUGAAUUUUAAAAUAUCAAGUUCAAUUAAUUUAAUUAUUAAAAUAAUGAAUAAGUAUCAGAUGGAAUAGGAUAAUUUUAUAAUUAUCGAUAAACCAAUAAUUAAGAUUCAGAUUAAUAAGAUGAAAUGAUAGAUUAAUAGAAUAUAUUUUAACAACCAUCAUUUUCGAAUGCAACUGAUGAUUAAUCAAAUGAUAAAGAAAUUGAAUAAAUUAGUAAUUAGAAGUAGUAAUCAGAAUUAGUAGAUUAAAGUAAAUUAGAGAUUAGUUCUUUUAAUAGUAGAGUUAGUUAUUUGCAAGAUGGAAAAGGACUUGUAUUAACUUAGGAAGAAUAUCAAGAAAUGAAAUAAGUUAUUUUUGGAGAAAAUGCUAUGGCUUAAUAAGAAAGAAUAAAAAAAUAAAGUCCAUUUUAAAGUUUAAAAUCUUGGUAAUUAGUUCAUUUAAUAAUAAAAACAGGAGAUAAUUUAAAAUAAGAAUAAUUUGCUUUAUAAUUAAUAUGUUAAUUUGAUUAAAUUUUUAAGAAGGAGGGUUUACCUUUAAAAUUAAGAUAUUAUGAAGUUUUAUCAUUAGGACCUGAUUGUGGAAUUAUUGAGAUGAUUAAAAAUGCUACUACAAUAGAUAGUUUAUAAAAGAAUCUUUAAAAAAAAUUUACUCAAUUUAGUGAUUUUUCUGAUUUUUUCAGAUCUUAUUUUAGAAACAAUAUUGAAUAAGCAUUAUAAAAUUAUGUAUAAUCACUUGCAGCCUACUGUUUAGUAUGUUAUUUUUUAUAAGUUAAAGAUAGACAUAAUGGAAAUAUAUUAUUAGAUGAUGAAGGUAAUUUAAUUCAUAUUGAUUUUGGAUUUUUUUUAUCUAUAUCUCCUGGUAAAGGAAUGGAAUUUGAAGGAAAAGUACCAUUUAAAUUAUUAUCUGAUUACAUUAAGGUUUUAGGAGGAGUCAAAGGUACUUUGUUUUAAAAUCAUUUCAGAAAACUCUUUUAUAAGUUUAAUUAUUUAUAUAUUAUUAGAGGAUUUAAGGCUUGUCAAAAACAUUAGAAUGAAAUAUUAUUAUUGGUAGAAAUGAUGUAUACAGGUCAUGGAACCACACUACCUUGUUUUUAAAAAGGUGAAGUUGCUUUAAAAGAAUUAGAAAAUAGGUUUAAUCCAAGAGUAGCAUCUGAUGCUGAAUUAUUUGUUUAUGUUUAAGAAUUAAUUAAUAAAUCAUUAGAUAAUUGGAGAGCUAGAUGGUAUUAUUUAUUUAAUUAAUUAUUAGGUAUGAUAAAUUUCAAUAUUUCGCUUAAGGAAUAUUUUAUUGAAGAAAAGGAC